Molecule: messenger RNA, 1672 nt
Organism: Suillus bovinus
Lineage: Eukaryota; Fungi; Basidiomycota; Agaricomycetes; Boletales; Suillaceae
Product: major facilitator superfamily domain-containing protein
Exons: 15
Coding region: 78-1316 (412 amino acids)
Biological process (GO): pantothenate import across plasma membrane
Cellular component (GO): plasma membrane
Molecular function (GO): pantothenate transmembrane transporter activity
Source: RefSeq, a predicted model, not a curated record
GUGUACCUGCGCCCAUCUACCGUGUUCAGUUUCUUCGUUUGCUAUCACUUCAAAAGCUGACACGGUCAUCCCACAGAAUGCGUUGGCAAACAGUCAGACAAUUCCUCUGGGGAGAGAUACCCUCCUCAAAGUUGGAGCGAAUCCUCCUCCUCAAAUUGGACUGGUUCAUUUUGUCUUAUUGCUGUCUCAUGUAUUUCACCAACUAUCUGGAUCGAGCGAAUGUAAACAAUGCAUACGUAUCCGGGAUGAAGCAAGAACUCAACAUGCAAGGAAAUGACUUCAAUAAAAUAAAUACCAUCUUUACGUGCGGCUACAUCGUCGGCAUGAUUCCAAACAACUUGAUGCUCCAGGUCGUCCCACCGAGAUUGUGGUUUCCAUCGAUGCAGAUAGUAUGGGGUAUCCUCACCUUCUGUUCGAGUAGCGUUCAUAACGUUCAACAGUUGUACGCUAUCAGAUUCUUCCAAGGUAUAUCAGAAGCAUCGACCUUCGUAGGCACCCACUAUAUUCUCGGAUCAUGGUAUAAACCCGGCGAAUUGGGCAAGCGCUCGGGCAUCUUCACAAGUUCUGGUCUAGCUGGGACACUGUUCUCUGGCGUGCUUCAAGCAGCCGUCUACCAACAUCUUGGAGGCGUCGGCGGGAGAAGCGGGUGGCGGUGGCUGUUCAUAAUUGAUGGCGUAAUCACCCUCCCUAUCGCACUUUAUGGCUUUCUCGUCUUCCCUGAUGUGCCAUCGACCACCAAAGCAUUUUAUCUUAACGAAGAGGAACGAGCUCUUUCCCAAAACCGUCUUGAUUCGGAUGUUAUCCAUCAUAGCCUCUCUUGGGAUCUUGCGAAGAGAGUACUUAGCCGCUGGCGUUGGUACGGAUGUAGUCUCCUCUUCGCCAUCUCAGGGGAGACUGAAAGUUUCGGCUCCAACAAUCUGAUGGGCCAGUGGCUAUCUGCCAUAGGAGGUUAUACAGUCGAACAAGUUGAUUACUAUCCGAGUGGCGUCACAGCUUUCGGAAUUGCUUCCACACUCGUCUGCGCUACCUGGACAGAUUACACACGAGCAAGAUGGCCCGUGCUCGUGUACAUGUGCUUCUGCUGCACAGUCGCUGCGAUCUGUAUCCUUGUUUGGAAUAGUCCCACAGGGUUGAAAUUCUUUGCAUAUUAUUUCGCAGGAGCCUCGUAUGCUGGACAAGCUACCACAUUCGCGUUAGCUCCAUCUUCGCGACUUCUCGGAUUGACUCGUGCUGAUUUGGUUUUUUGUUCUGCAGUUGGGCAAACCAGAUAUGCGCAGAUGAUUAUCAGGAACGUGCUAUCGUGCUUGCUUCCAUGAAGUGAUUUCUCUUUCGUUUGAUCCCCCCAAAACUGACUUGGACAUCAAGCAUGUGGAACAACGCGGUCAAUGCCUGGUGGCCACUUCUCUUCUACCCUGCUACGGAUGCGCCUCGUUUCAAAAAGGGCAUGAUCGCAAUGAUCUGCACGUGUGGCGCGACAUUGGGGGUGACUUGGCUGGUCUGGUACCUGGAGCGGCGAGAGCAGCGUUUGGCAGCCAGGAAACAUGUGGACCAGAUGAAAGAGGAUAGUCCCGUCGAAAACGGCAAGCCCUUAAAGGACGAGUAAUAGCAAAGUUGUUUGCGUGUCAGACUUUUCAAUGCACCCUCAAACUGUCUGAUUCAUGAAAAAAAAACU